UUAUUAUUAUUAGUUUGGCCCUGUUUUGAUUCGAGGGAAGACGGACGCGAGAGGGCGUUUCGUCUUGGAGGAGUCACACCGGAAGAUCGGCCGACUUCUCCGUCGGCCAUGGACGCGCAUCACGCAACCCUGGGUCGACGAACGCUGGAAGAGAUUCGUCAGAAGAGAGCAGCUGAGAGAUUGCACAAAGCCUCCUCGGGUCCUGAUCUCAAUUCUUCAAAUGCAUACGGGGCGUAUAGUUCGGAAGGUGGAAUUCGAGCAUCCGAGAGAGAUUCAUACGCGCUCCCAUCUCGAGUUAAGGAGCUUGAGAGUCGAAACGCGGAAUUAGAAGCUGAAAAUCAGAAGCUAUUGUCCAAGCUUGAAGCAAAGGAUGCUGAUAAUGAUACAUUGGUCAAGCGUGUGAAUGAACUGGAGAACAACGUUUUACCUGGGUUGAGGAAAGCUCUCAAGGAUGUCUCCAUAGAAAAAGAUGCAGCCUUUGUGGCGAAGGAGGAUGCUCUGUCCCAACUUCGGACAAUGAAGAAGCGCAUAAAGGAGGCUGAAGAGGACCAGUACAGGGCUGAAGAAGAUGCUGCCGCAUUAAGAGCAGAGUUGAGUGCUCUACAGCAACAAGGAUUUGGGAAUUCGUUUGGGGGUUUCUCCUCUACAGGCAAGUCUGCGGAGGAUAUUGCUGCAAUUGAGAAGGAGAUGGGUGAUUUGAAAUUGGUUUUGCAGCAAGAAUCACAAUUGAGACUACGAGAACAACAGAAAUUAGCUGAUGAGCAGCUCCGGCUUUCAUCUCUUAUGGCUGAAAAACAAAUGCUGGAAGAUAAAUAUCAAGAAUUGUCCAAAAAGGCUUCAGAUGAGGCAUUGGAAGUUGCUGCUCGGAAAGCAUUUAUAGUGCAAGACAAGGAGAGAUAUGACCAGCAGUUACAUGAUAUGGCAGCGAUGGUCGAAAGACUUGAAAACAGUCGACAAAAAUUACUAAUGGAGAUUGACUCACAAUCAUCAGAGAUAGAAAGGCUCUUUGAAGAGAAUUCCAAUAUGGCAACUUCAUAUCAGGAUGCCAUGUCUGCUGCCAUGCAAUGGGAAAAUCAGGUGAAAGAUUGCCUGAAGCAGAAUGAAGAGCUUCGCCACCUUCUUGAUAAAAAUGAGAUCAGAGCAAUGUAUGUAAAGAACAUGUCCACCUCUCCUGCAUCUGCAGUUGAAUAUCAGUUACUCAAGGGCCAGCUUGCUAAAGAACAGAGUAGGGCGGAAACACUGUCAGCGGAGGUUAUGAAACUUACAGCCGAACUCAGACGUUCAGUGCAAUCUUAUAACAACCUUGCGAGACUGUAUAGACCAGUUUUCCGAAAUAUAGAGAACGAGCUUAUGAAAAUGAAGCAAGAAAGUUUUGUCUCCAUUCAGCUGUAAGUUUCCUAUGAUUCCAUUCAAUCUUCAUCCUGUGUUUCUACUACGGGAUCAGAUCAAUGACAGUUUAUAUUAAGCAUGCUCAAG
Messenger RNA from Dioscorea cayenensis subsp. rotundata (Guinea yam), 1476 nucleotides. RefSeq names its product tropomyosin alpha-3 chain-like. The record is from RefSeq and is a predicted model, not a curated record. NCBI's taxonomy places the organism in Eukaryota, Viridiplantae, Streptophyta, Magnoliopsida, Dioscoreales, Dioscoreaceae.